Molecule: messenger RNA, 1367 nt
Organism: Pyrenophora tritici-repentis Pt-1C-BFP
Lineage: Eukaryota; Fungi; Ascomycota; Dothideomycetes; Pleosporales; Pleosporaceae
Product: mitochondrial carnitine-acylcarnitine carrier protein
Biological process (GO): mitochondrial L-ornithine transmembrane transport
Cellular component (GO): mitochondrion
Molecular function (GO): L-ornithine transmembrane transporter activity
Source: RefSeq, a predicted model, not a curated record
AACUCGAACAGAAUUGACGUUGGAAAAGUAGAGAGUAUCAUUACCGAUUUUACUAUCAUCGAGAAGAGUGCAAGAGGCGCGUCGAGCCGAGCAGUCCGCGAUUGCCCCUCCAUCAGCGUCGUGCUCCCGGAGAUAAGAGAAGAAACCACGAAGAAGUCGUCGAGGAAUCGGAAAGAGCGGGAACAAAAUGUCAAAACCUCACAUUGACCAAGAGGCAGACCAAAGCAGUCUGUCGCGUACCCUCAAGGACCUCUUUGCCGGUGCAGUCGGUGGAGUGGCACAAGUUCUUAUCGGUCAACCAUUCGAUAUUGUCAAAGUACGGUUACAAACCACAUCGCAAUACUCUGGUGCUCUGGAUGCAGCAACCAAGAUCUACCAAAACGAAGGAGCACUUGCAUUCUACAAGGGCACUCUGACACCCCUGAUUGGUAUUGGAGCUUGUGUUUCGAUUCAAUUUGGUGGCUUCCACUACGCACGCCGCGCCUUUGAAGCCAGUAACAUUGCCAAAACCGGAAAUGGACAACUAUCAUACUCCCAGUACUAUGCGGCCGGAGCAUUCGCUGGGAUCGCCAAUACAGCCUUCUCAAGUCCCAUUGAGCACAUUCGUAUAAGGCUCCAGACACAACCUCACGGUGCAAAUCGCCUGUACAACGGCCCGAUCGACUGCGUCCGCAAGCUGUCGGCACAUCAGGGCGUCCUUGGUGGCGUAUACCGCGGCACUGCUGUCACAUUCCUGCGAGAAGCACAGGCCUAUGGAUGCUGGUUCACUGCUUUCGAGUACCUCAUGAAUGCAGACGCAGCCCGCAACAACAUCGACCGGUCUCAAAUUUCUACCUUGAAGGUUGCUGCCUAUGGUGGUCUUGCUGGCGAAGUACUCUGGAUCAGCAGCUAUCCAUUCGAUGUGGUCAAGAGCAAGAUGCAAAGUGACUCGUUCGGCGCGGAGCAAAAGUACAAAAGCAUGAGGGAUUGCUUUGCUAAGACCUAUAGGGCAGAGGGCCUGGGAGGGUUCUGGAGAGGCAUUGGACCGACCUUGCUAAGGGCAAUGCCCGUUUCGGCGGGUACAUUUGCAACGGUCGAGGUUACAAUGAGGCUGAUUAGCUGAAAGGAAGAUUUUUAAUCUUUCGCAUUACGAGGAGGGGGGGGGGUGGUUCGAUCAACAAGCACUCGCUCGCAACGGCGAAAACGACAAACGUAUUUAUUCCAGAGUCAGGGUCGUUCAAUUCAGGUUUUGAUGCUUGUUUCUGCGGAUCCAGAGCCACCCGUCUUGGACGAUUCUGGAGUUGACGAACAUUGCCGUCUAUAUAAGACUUGAACAUUUCGUAUUCCUAAGUUCAACACUUCUCUCGAAAUACAUUAGUUUCGUGCGU